AUGAAAUUUAUCAUGCUUCCAUCUAGAUCUGAAAAGGAAGUGAAGGACAUGAUGAACUCCAACAGAAUCUACCUCAAAUCCCUGCCCCAAACGGUAACUGAGAAGAAGCUAUUUACACAUUUCUCCAAAUUUGGGGCUGUUACAGACGUUCGCAUACUGACACACUUUAUUUGCCUCGGUCGUGGUUUCGUCGUCUUCCGUGACCCGAGCGCGGUACCGAAGGUGAUGGAGUCUCAGCCACACAAAUUACAAAGAAAACCUAUCACCGUGUCUUGCGGAGAGGAGCCAAGACCUAAAAACACUGGAUCUAAGACGCAUUUGAAGCAGAAGAUGAAUCCAAACAAAAUCUUCCUUGGAUCCCUGCCCAAAGGCACAAAUGAGGGUAGUCUGCACGAUUACUUCUCACGAUUCGGAAUUGUCAUAGGCGUUAAUGUUUCAAAGGAAAGCAAGCCCAGUGGUCGCGGUUUUGUCGACUUCCGUGAUUCAUACGCUGUACUAAAGGCGCUUGGGUCCCAGCCGCACAAAUUAAAUGAAACAGUAAUCACUGUAAGUAUGGCUCAAAAACCAGAACCUGACAUACCAGAAUAA
Messenger RNA from Dibothriocephalus latus, 588 nucleotides. The record is from the annotation of a GenBank genome assembly. NCBI's taxonomy places the organism in Eukaryota, Metazoa, Platyhelminthes, Cestoda, Diphyllobothriidea, Diphyllobothriidae.